CAGCUGCCCCGUGCUAGAUGUGGGCGCAAACAUGGCUGCCCCUUGGUGGAGGCACAUCACCAGGUGGAAGAGAGGCUGCUGGAGCUCAGCGGUGUCAGAAACGUUAUGGCCGGUGACCGGCAGGUCCGCGUCCUCCUCCGGGUUCGUCCCCGGCUUGGUCGGCGGAAGCUCGGAGCCUGGGAACGAGGUGAAACCAUCAUCUCAGAUCUUCUCCAAAUCUCUACUCUCAGAUGUUUCUCUGAUCAGACCGCGGCCCCGGCUGCCGGUCGCUGCUCUUCAGCCUCUCUGCUGCCGAUCGACGCACAGCGACGCCAAACUGAAAGACCCUUUCACGUUGGCGCAGAAAGACUUGACGACGUUAUACGACGAUAUCAAGAAGGAGCUCUUCGUUUCCAGGACGGAGCUGAAGUCUCUGUGCGACUACUACUUCGACGGCCGAGGGAAGGCCAUCCGGCCGAUCAUCGUGGUGCUGAUGGCUCGAGCGCUCAACGUCCACAGCAACCGAUCCGGGGAUCUGCUUCCGGGACAAAGAGCCAUCGCCAUGAUCACCGAGAUGAUCCACACCGCCAGCCUGGUGCACGACGACGUCAUCGACGGGUCGGACGCACGGCGAGGGAAGCAGUCGCUCAACCAAGUGUGGGGCGAAAAGAAGGCCAUCUUAGCCGGAGACUUCAUCCUGUCCGCGGCCUCCAUGGCGUUGGCUCGCAUCGGCAACAUCACGGUGGUGAAGGUGCUCUCUCAGGUCAUCGAGGACCUGGUGCGAGGUGAGUUCAUGCAGCUCGGCUCCAAGGAGAACGAGAACGAGCGGUUCAAGCACUACCUGGAGAAGACCUUCAAGAAGACGGCCAGCCUGAUCGCAAACAGCUGUAAAGCAGUGUCCAUCCUGGUGAACUCUGACCCCGAAGUCCAGGAGAUCGCGUACCAGUACGGGAAGAACGUCGGCAUCGCCUUUCAGCUCGUGGACGACGUUCUGGACUUCACGUCGGGAGCCGAGCAGCUGGGGAAGCCGUCGGCCGCUGAUCUGAAGCUGGGUUUGGCUACCGGACCGGUUCUGUUUGCCUGUCAACAGUUUCCGGAGCUUCACGCGAUGAUCAUGAGACGCUUCAGCUCCAAAGGAGACGUGGACCGGGCCUGGCAGUACGUCCUGAAGAGCGACGGCGUCCAGCAAACCACCUUCUUGGCGCGGCGCUACUGCCAGGAGGCCAUCAGACAGGUCAGCCUGCUGCGGCCGUCCCCGGAGAGAGACGCCCUCAUCCGCCUCACCGAGCUGGUGCUCAGCAGAGACAAGUGAACUUCCACCUCCUCACACUCGGGCAGCUACUCGGAGGACGGCGCGGGAGUCUGUGGGCGGGGCUCUCCGGACUCUCAAACACUCCCUGAAGUGGAGGCGGAGCUGCUCCGUCGUGGUCGACGUCUAGAUUUGUUGUUUGUGUAAAUUAUGAUUCCACUUCCUGAACGGAAAUGGGGAGAAUCGUGGUCAUGAACCCUCGCAUCACUGAGUACUGUACAGUCAACGGACCCGCCGGUGGAGGCGGAGCUUAUUCUUCUGUGACGUCAGCGGAGAUCCGUCCACGUGUCGUGUAACAACCAAGCCUUAACGUCUGCUCAAUAAACCACGCCUCCUUUUUACUCAGCA
Messenger RNA from Oryzias melastigma (Indian medaka), 1636 nucleotides. It is a transcript of the gene pdss1, whose product is annotated as prenyl (decaprenyl) diphosphate synthase, subunit 1. Lineage: Eukaryota; Metazoa; Chordata; Actinopteri; Beloniformes; Adrianichthyidae. The coding region runs from base 32 to 1291 and encodes 419 amino acids. Gene Ontology annotation, biological process: ubiquinone biosynthetic process; isoprenoid biosynthetic process. The transcript has 11 exons. The record is from RefSeq and is a predicted model, not a curated record. Gene Ontology annotation, molecular function: prenyltransferase activity. Gene Ontology annotation, cellular component: mitochondrion; transferase complex.